This is a messenger RNA of Camellia sinensis, 1309 nucleotides long. Its product is annotated as putative fructokinase-4. Lineage: Eukaryota; Viridiplantae; Streptophyta; Magnoliopsida; Ericales; Theaceae. Gene Ontology annotation, cellular component: cytosol. The record is from RefSeq and is a predicted model, not a curated record. Gene Ontology annotation, biological process: fructose metabolic process. Gene Ontology annotation, molecular function: fructokinase activity.
CUCUUCUCUCUCUUUUCUCUCUAUAUAUAUUCUCUCUCUAUAUAUAGUCCUGUGUAUAUAUAUACAUUGAUUGAUUGAUCGAUCAUGGCGCCCAACAAUGGAGUAGCGUCGUCAGGGAGUCUGAUCGUGUGCUUUGGGGAGAUGCUGAUCGACUUCGUGCCGACGGUGUCUGGAGUGUCGCUGGCCGAGGCGCCGGGAUUCCUCAAGGCUCCCGGCGGAGCUCCGGCGAACGUGGCGAUCGCCAUCACCAGACUCGGAGGGAAGUCGUCGUUCGUCGGAAAACUCGGCGACGACGAGUUCGGCCACAUGUUGGCCGGGAUCUUGAAGGAGAACGGCGUCUCCGGCGACGGCAUCCUCUUCGACAAGGGUGCCAGGACUGCCCUCGCCUUCGUGACCUUGAAAGCCGACGGAGAACGCGAGUUCAUGUUUUACCGGAACCCUAGCGCCGACAUGCUCUUGACUCCCGAUGAACUCAACCUCGAGCUUAUCAGAAAGGCUAAAAUUUUCCAUUACGGAUCGAUAAGCUUGAUCGUGGAGCCUUGCAGAUCGGCUCAUUUGAAGGCAAUGGAGGUGGCAAAGGAUGCCGGUGCCCUGCUCUCUUAUGAUCCCAACCUCCGGCUGCCACUAUGGCCAUCAGAGAAGGAGGCGCGUGAGCAAAUCAUGAGCAUCUGGGACAAGGCAGAGGUGAUCAAGGUCAGCGAUAAUGAGCUUGAAUUCCUUACUGGCAAGAUUGAUGAUGAAUCUGCAAUGUCCCUCUGGCACAACAAUUUGAAGCUCCUCCUUGUCACUCUUGGCGAACAGGGUUGCAAAUAUUACACUAAGAAUUUCCGUGGAUGUGUGGAUGGAUUCCCUGUCAAAUCAGUGGAUACAACUGGUGCCGGUGACUCGUUUGUUGGUGCUCUCCUAUGCAAGAUUGUUGAUGACCGUUCUGUACUUGAGGAUGAAGAAAAGUUGAAGGCAGUACUGAAAUAUGCAAAUGCAUGUGGAGCCAUCACAACCACCAAAAAAGGAGCCAUCCCUGCUCUUCCUACUGAAUCUGAAGUCCUCGCUUUUGUUAAGGGCAAAUAGGAAGGGAAAAAAAUAAGGACUCAAAUGUUUGCCAAUUGUUUCAUUUCUUGCCCUUUGCUUUUCUUUUUCUUUUUUACUUAGUUUUGUUUUUUUAGGAGCUUGUUUGCAAUUGAGGAAUCGAAGUAGGUUAGUUUGAUCUCUUUGAUUGAAUUCUCUUCUUCAUGGUUGUAAUGACGAAUGACUUUGCUUUAUGGUGAUUAAAUAAUAAGUUGUUUGCCUACUGGUUGACAUGCGCCGUUCA